Messenger RNA from Trichoderma virens Gv29-8, 309 nucleotides. RefSeq lists its product as uncharacterized. The annotation marks the transcript as partial. NCBI's taxonomy places the organism in Eukaryota, Fungi, Ascomycota, Sordariomycetes, Hypocreales, Hypocreaceae. The transcript is spliced from 2 exons. Gene Ontology annotation, biological process: protein ubiquitination. The record is from RefSeq and is a predicted model, not a curated record.
AAAAUUGAGAAACUGAACCAAAAGGCUCCAAAUCAAUCCUUCAAAAGCUGGAGAGAGAAGAGCGAGGACAUCAGCAGUUCCGUCAAGCAAGGCACAACUUUUGUCGUGUGUGCCAUAUGUCUUGAAACCCUACAGGAGGACGAUACAAUUCGCCUGCUAUCAUGCGCGCAUAUUUUUCAUUCUCUGUGUUUGGCAAAAUGGUUUUUGAAGAGACAUGAUACAUGUCCACUUUGUAAGGCCUGUUUUAUGUCUUCGUCGGAGAAAUCUCCAAAGCCUUUGCAGAUUCCAGAAAGAACACAUACCCGAUGA